AUGGUAAGCUCCAGUUGCUGCCAGAUUCUCACCAUUUGCUUUAUGAUUUUCCUUUUGUGCUCAGCCUGCGGCGGAUACAGUGACCUUCACGCACUGUUGAAACUCAAGUCCGCCAUGAUUGGACCCAAAGGUUCAGGCCUCGAGGACUGGAACACUUGGUCGUUGUCUCCCUCAUCUCACUGCUCCUUCUCCGGAGUUUCGUGCGACCGCGACUUCCGAGUGGUUGCUCUCAACGUCUCCAAUCAGCCUCUAUUAGGCACUCUUCCGCCGGAGAUUGGGCUCCUCAACAAGCUCGUCAACCUCACAAUCGCCGGAGACAACAUCACAGGGAGGCUUCCAAUGCAGAUGGCCAACCUCACCGCUCUCAGGCACUUGAACAUCUCCAACAACGUCUUCAGGGGCAGAUUCCCCGGCAAUAUCACGCUCCAAAUGACGGAGCUCCAAGUUCUCGACGCCUACAACAACAACUUCACGGGCACACUUCCUCUGGAGAUCGUCAAUCUCAAAAAUCUCAAACAUCUCCAACUAGGCGGGAACUACUUCACCGGCAACAUCCCCGAGACUUACUCGGAGAUGCAGAGCUUGGAGCAUUUAGGCCUCAACGGCAACUGGCUCACCGGAAAGUUCCCGGCGAGCUUGGCUCGUUUGAAAAAUCUCAAGGAAAUGUACGUCGGCUACUAUAACAGUUACGACGGCGGAAUUCCGCCGGAGUUGGGAUCGUUGAGCUCUCUGCAGGUCCUCGACAUGGCCAGCUGUAACCUCAGCGGCACUAUACCCACCAAUCUCAGCCUUUUGAAGAAUUUGAACUCUCUGUUUUUACAGGUAAAUCGUCUCAGCGGCGGCAUACCUCCGGAACUAUCUGGCUUGGUCAGCCUCAUGUCUUUGGAUCUCUCCAUCAACGAUCUCACCGGAGAGAUACCCCAGAGCUUCUCAGAGCUCAAGAACAUCACGCUUAUCAAUUUGUACAAGAACAAUCUCUACGGCCCAAUUCCCAGGUUCGUCGGUGAUUUUCCUCAUCUGGAGGUGCUUCAGGUUUGGGAGAACAACUUCACGUUCGAGCUGCCGGAGAACCUCGGCCGGAACGGAAGGCUCAAGGACCUCGAUAUCACCGGAAACCACAUCACCGGCUUGAUUCCUCGGGAUUUGUGCAAAGGAGGGCAGUUGAAGACGGCGAUUCUGAUGGAUAACCACUUCUUCGGGCCCAUUCCUGAGGAACUCGGCCGGUGCAAAUCGCUCGUCAAAAUUCGAAUGAUGAAAAACACUCUCACUGGAACUAUUCCUGCUGGCAUUUUCAGUUUGCCCAAUGUAAGUAUGAUCGAGCUAAGUGAUAACUACUUGUCUGGCCAACUUCCAGAGCAAAUGUCUGGGGGCUUACUUGGAAUUCUCACUCUUUCUCGGAAUCGGAUUUCCGGGAAAAUACCGCCGGCGAUUGGAAAUCUCAAGAGUUUGCAAACUCUUUCCCUGGAGAUGAACAGAUUUUCCGGUGAAAUUCCGACGGAGAUAUUUGAUCUGAAGUCGUUGUCGAAGAUCAAUAUCAGCGACAACAACCUCAGCAGUGAAAUUCCGGCUUCAAUUUCUCAGUGUUCCUCUCUAGCCUUCGCUGAUCUUAGUCGAAACAAUCUGAUUGGGGAAAUUCCGAGAGGCAUCUACAAGCUGAGAGUCCUGAGCAUUCUCAAUUUGUCUAGCAACCAACUCACGGGCGAAAUUCCCAAUGAAAUUCGCAACAUGACCAGCCUCACAACGCUCGAUCUCUCCGAUAACAACUUCAUCGGCAAAAUCCCAAUCGGCGGUCAGUUUAUGGUCUUCAACGACACGUCGUUUGCUGGAAACCCGUAUCUCUGUUCCCCGCAGCGCCACGUCCAGUGCCCGUCGUUUCCACACCACAAGGCGUUUGGUUCGUCCAGGAUCGCUCUUGUCGUAAUUGGACUCGCUACGGUUCUGCUAUUCUUGUUUAUCACCGUGUAUAGAAUGAGAAGGAGAGAGAUGCAGAAAUCUAGGGCUUGGAGGCUCACCGCCUUCCAACGGCUCGAUUUCAAAGCAGAGGACGUGCUGGAGUGUUUGAAGGAAGAGAACAUCAUAGGCAAAGGCGGUGCUGGGAUUGUGUACCGCGGGUCCAUGCCAGACGGCGUUGACGUGGCAAUCAAACGGCUAGUGGGGCGGGGCACCGGACGUAACUGUAACGAUCACGGUUUUUCGGCGGAAAUAAAAACGCUGGGACGAAUCAGGCACCGAAAUAUCGUGAGGCUGUUGGGGUACGUGUCGAACAAGGACACGAAUUUGCUGUUGUACGAGUACAUGCCAAAUGGGAGCUUGGGGGAGCUGUUGCAUGGGUCAAAGGGAGGGCAUUUGCAGUGGGAGAGGAGGUACAGGAUAGCUGUGGAGGCAGCCAAGGGAUUGUGUUACCUCCACCAUGACUGCUCACCUCUGAUUAUACACAGGGAUGUCAAGUCCAAUAACAUAUUGCUGGACUCUGACUUUGAGGCCCAUGUUGCCGAUUUUGGGCUCGCUAAGUUCUUGCAAGAUGCUGGUGCUUCCGAGUGCAUGUCUUCCAUUGCUGGUUCCUAUGGCUACAUAGCCCCAGAGUACGCUUACACACUGAAGGUGGACGAGAAAAGCGACGUGUACAGCUUCGGUGUGGUUCUGCUGGAGCUAAUAGCCGGGAGGAAGCCGGUGGGUGAAUUCGGAGACGGGGUGGACAUAGUAAGGUGGGUGAGGAAAACAACAUCAGAACUGUCUCAGCCGUCGGAUGCCGCAUCAGUACUGGCAGUGGUGGAUGCAAGGCUGUGUGGGUACCCACUGGCAGGGGUGAUACACUUGUUCAAGAUUGCCAUGAUGUGCGUGGAGGAUGAGAGCUCCGCAAGACCUACAAUGAGGGAAGUGGUUCACAUGCUCACUAAUCCUCCACGCUCUGCUCCAAGCCUUCCCAACCUUUAG
Molecule: messenger RNA, 2934 nt
Organism: Prunus armeniaca (apricot)
Lineage: Eukaryota; Viridiplantae; Streptophyta; Magnoliopsida; Rosales; Rosaceae
Source: the annotation of a GenBank genome assembly